Poecile atricapillus (Black-capped chickadee) is the source of this 1139-nucleotide messenger RNA. It is a transcript of the gene ECHS1, whose product is annotated as enoyl-CoA hydratase, short chain 1. Gene Ontology annotation, cellular component: mitochondrion. The coding region runs from base 45 to 953 and encodes 302 amino acids. Gene Ontology annotation, biological process: fatty acid beta-oxidation. The record is from RefSeq and is a predicted model, not a curated record. The transcript has 8 exons. NCBI's taxonomy places the organism in Eukaryota, Metazoa, Chordata, Aves, Passeriformes, Paridae. Gene Ontology annotation, molecular function: enoyl-CoA hydratase activity.
AAUGGGCGGCGGCGGGAGGGGCGGGGCUCGCUCCGCGCUCCGCCAUGGCCGCCCCGCUGCGAGCGCUCCUGCGCCCCGCUGCCGCCGCCGCCGCCGCCGCCGCGCUCCCCCGAGCGCGCCUCCCGCCGCCGCUCCGCGCCCCCAGCGGCGCACGGGGCUGCAGCGCCGGGGCCGCAUUCCAGUACCUGCUGGUACAGAAGACGGGAGCACAGAAGAACGUGGGGCUGAUCCAGCUGAACCGGCCGCAGGCGCUCAAUGCGCUCUGCGAGGGGCUCAUGGCAGAAUUGCGGCGGGCGCUGGAGGCCAUGGAGAACGACCCGGAGGUGGGAGCCAUCGUCCUCACCGGCAGCCAGAAAGCCUUUGCAGCUGGCGCAGACAUCAAGGAGAUGCAGAAUAAAACUUUCCAGGAGUGCUACAAUAGUGGCUUCCUUGCCGGGUGGGACAAAGUCUCCGUUGUCCGCAAACCCAUCAUCGCCGCCGUCAAUGGCUACGCCCUGGGAGGCGGCUGCGAGCUGGCCAUGAUGUGCGACAUCAUCUACGCCGGGGAGAAGGCGCAGUUCGGGCAACCCGAAAUCCUGCUGGGAACCAUCCCAGGUGCCGGCGGGACGCAGAGGCUGACCAGGGCAGUGGGGAAGUCGCUGGCGAUGGAGAUGGUGCUCACCGGGGACCGGAUUUCAGCAAAGGAGGCAAAGGAGGCAGGUCUGGUCAGCAAGAUCUACCCUGUGGAGAAGCUGCUGGACGCAGCCAUCGCCUGUGCUGAGAAGAUUGCCAGCAACUCCAAGCUGGUGGCUGCCAUGGCAAAGGAAUCAGUCAAUGCUGCCUUUGAAACGACGCUGACAGAGGGGAACAGGACAGAGAAGCGCCUCUUUUACGCCACCUUUGCCACCAGUGACCGCAAGGAGGGGAUGACAGCAUUCGUGGAGAAGCGCAAGGCCAACUUCACUGACAGCUGAGCCCAAGAGAUGCAGGUCCCUGGGGUGGUGCAGGUCCCCACGGCCUCCUGCAGCCCGCCCACCCCCUGCCUUACCCCGCAGAGGGGACCGGGACCCGUCGGCGAGCAAUACGUGUUUGGGGUGACAGCCAGCAGUGGGGACCACCUCUGCCUUCGCUAUUAAAGAGUUUUCUAGGUGCUGCUGGGA